CGGCCGUUGAACUAGAAUAGGACGAACAGCCAGACAGAUGACUUGAUGCCAUGGAUCAGCCGUAUGGCAUACCAAGCUGUGUGCAUUCCAUCAUCCUUUGGUUGGUGCCCAACACUGUCCUGCCACAGUGGUGUUGCGCCUGCACUUCUACGGCAGAGGUGGCUGAAGCUCAUCCCUGCUGGCAGCAUCGGAGCCUCCAGUGCUUCGGUGGAGAACUGCUGGAGCUGCGCUUCACAGGAGGUUCUGCAUGGCGGAAGCUCUAUGGACGCUUGGCCUUGGCCAUCAACCAUUUGAGACUCGGAAAGCCAACGCUUCGUGAGGGCCUCCGCUUCGAGACAAGCGCAGCGGCCUGGGAUUUGGAAUUGCAGUGGUCUUUAGUGGUGCCGACCCCCCAACUAGAAGCUGCAGCAGUGCUUUCCUAUGAUGGAGCCUCCUGCCGCUUUUGCGACAUGGUGGGGGAGAAGGUGGAAGCAUUGCGGGCCGUGAUCGCUACCGACUGCAUCUUUUUGCUGGCCAAUUCCCGGAAAAUCGACAUCUACGACUUCAACGGCCAGUGGACCGGGGAGCUUCUACAGUCUUCCGAGGAGGUUGACCUUCUCCGCUCCACCAGUGAUAUGUUUCUUGCUGAUGGCCAGUUAAUCCUGGAGCAGCCCACAAGGCUGUUGCUGUGGGACUGCACCUCACAGAAGCAGCGGGGCGUCAUUCGGCCAACACCAUCUUGGAUUCUGGGUCAGGAGGAGCGGCUUUGUCCCUUGCAGGCACGGCCAGCCGGCUCCAGCUUGGCCUUGUGGGCCGAAGAAGGUGGCCACAGCAUCCAAUUUUGGAGCAUUGAGUCGCUGCGCCUGUUGACCCAGUGGUCUCCUUUCACUCGCCUGGAUCAGACCCUUAUGACCUUUGGCGUCUCCGUCGGCGAGCAGCUCCUGUUGGCGGUGGAUUCGGCGGAGAUGCUCCACGUGGCCUGCAUGGAGUCGAAGGGAGUCGUCGACCUCAUGGCCAUCCCCUUGUUCAUGGAAGGCGGCAGGAGCAUUCUCCCCUGCAGCGUGGCUGUGAGAUGUGGCAUGCUGAGUUUUGUGGAGGCCACAGGACUUGAGGCCCAUCAGCGCACCUUGCACGUGUGGCGCCUCGCUUCGAACGGUGACAUCUUGCCAGUGCCGCGACGAUGUAGCUUCCCCUUCACUACUGGGGGGCAAGCAGCCGUUUCCGUGCCCAAGCCGAUACUGGGUCACUUCGUGCUCUUGAAGACCUGUUCAGUGAUAGAAGGAGAUGACCCGUACUUGAGUGUUGCGGUGUUUGAUGCCAAACAGGAGGUGCUACUGUACCACGUGGCCACCUCCGCCCAGGAUUCCACGCUCUUCCGCCGCAGCCACCCACUCUCCGAUUUGAUUUUAGGCUUUUGGGUGAGCGGCCCCAGUGAGACGAGAAGUUUGCAUCUCUACAACCUGGCAAAGCCCCAGGUUCGACAGGUCGCACUGAGUAGUUCGGAAGCGAGCAUUCGUUCGCUGCCCUCAAGUAUGUAGAGUGGUGCGAAAGUUCCAGCAAGUCUGCCACGUCACGUGUUCUUGCUCCUAGUAGCAAGAAGCUACUAGAGUGGAGGCAAUCGCUACUGGUAGCAAGAAGCUACUAGGUUGGAGGCCAUCGCACUCUUUGAUUGAAGCUGAGAAGCUGAGCAACGACAAACAGAAUAAUCCUGUUUGGUCGCCUUGCCUGUGGGACAGAAGCUGGA
This is a messenger RNA of Durusdinium trenchii, 1723 nucleotides long. The record is from the annotation of a GenBank genome assembly. NCBI's taxonomy places the organism in Eukaryota, Dinophyceae, Suessiales, Symbiodiniaceae.